Capronia epimyces CBS 606.96 is the source of this 279-nucleotide messenger RNA. RefSeq lists its product as uncharacterized. Bases 1 to 279 code for a protein of 92 amino acids. NCBI's taxonomy places the organism in Eukaryota, Fungi, Ascomycota, Eurotiomycetes, Chaetothyriales, Herpotrichiellaceae. The record is from RefSeq and is a predicted model, not a curated record. The transcript has a single exon.
AUGGAGCAUGUGUUGACACAACCGGACACCACCACCGUGGUGGAAAAGUACCUGCGAAAGUGCAAAGACAUGGGAUUCGACAUGGUCGAACUGUUUUUGGGUUUCUUGGUCAUUCCCAGCAGACGACUGGCUCCGCCUCGUAGACAGAGUGUACAACGUGGGGUUGAGCUACACCAGAACUGGGUGUCAAGUUCGGCGCAGGGGGUAACACGGCCGGGGAAGAUUUGGAAGCCAUGGGGACCUGGGACCUCAGACCCCAGACCCCAGCAAGGUGAUUAA